UGACAUCAGCUUCCAACUCCAGGGAUGUGCGCGUACACGGUGUGUGUGUAUGGGGCCAGGCGUGUGCACAGGGUGUGUGUACGGAGGGCAGAUACUUCUCAGAACUUGUUGCUAACUCUAAGACUUGUUCCCCUCCAGGGUCCAGUGACAUGCCUGGUGCUGGCGCCUCUUCAGUAAGGAAGGGACAAAGCCUAGGCUCCCUGUCAGCCUCUACUUCCAUGGAGUCAAAUAGGCAGCAGCAUGCCGUUCCGUUUCCAGAGAAUUCACCACAUCAGAGUCGCAGGCUCCUCCCGGGACAAUCUGUGGUCGGAUAUGUUGGGGGCUGAAGGGACUACUCAGGUGUCCUAUGAGGGUGGGUAUGCAGAAUACCCGGGAGGAAAGCAGGGAGAAGAUUUCAGGGGGACCCCAGAACUUUAGCGUCAAUGCUGUGCUGCUCUUUGUCUGUUUUUUGUUUGUUUGCUUGUUUUUUGUUUUCUUUUGUUUUUCUGAUCCACGGUCUGCCCAUUCUAUCCAGCUUUCUGUCCCCCAGAAAAAUCAAAGAGUGAUACUGGAGUGAUGCUCGGUCCAUUUGCCCUUGGGCAGAACCAGAGCAGCUUCUGUGAUAGGAGCCCUGACUUCGGCCCCAUCUUGGUAGAAGCUUUUGACCUCAUCUUUGUGCAGGGUUCCUUCCUGUCGUCCAAAUUUGAAUGCACCUUCUGUUCCUCCGGGGACUCAGUCAGAUGGUGUCAAGUACCCUUCUGUAUCCUGUAGGCCAUCCCCUGAAGUCAGGGUCUAUGUUUCUCCACCUCAGUAUGUAUCCCACCCCCUGCACAGUACUCAGGAUCUGACUCUGACACUUAGGGGGCACUUUCUACGUGUCAGUAAUCGCUACUUGCAUCAACUCCGUGAACCCCCAUGACGGUCCUGUGAUUAUUAUCCCCUUGGAGACGUAAGGGCGCAGCGCAUCACAGAGGUUGCAUAGCUUGCCCUGGGUCACACAGUCAGCACGUGGCAGGUCUGGGAUUCCAUCCCAGGCAUCGUGACUCCCUGAGUCAACAGUCUUAGGACUGCUUCUUGGCCCGCCUUUCCAUGUGUUGUUCUGGAGGUGAUGUUUCUUAGCCAGGGCACCAAAAGAACCUGCUUGCCAACUCAAGGGGCAGAAGGUGGAAUGCUGGUCACCAUGGUAACUGAAUCAACGGGCCGCACCAGCUGCUGAUCCCUUGGGGCAGAAGUUUCUGCUGCUGGCGCGAGGAGGCUGGGUUGGCAUGGGGCAGUGUCUGAGGCACCAGAUGCAGUGGGAGGAUCUGGAAGAGUACCAGGCUCUGACCUUCCUGACGAGAAAUGAGAUUCUGUGUAUCCACGACACCUUCCUGAAGCUCUGCCCCUCAGGCAAGCACUAUAAGGAGGCCACACUGACCAUGGAGCAGGUCAGCUCCCUUCCUGCUCUGAGGGUCAACCCUUUCAGAGACCGCAUCUGCAAGGUAUUCUCACACAACAACGUGUUCUCCUUUGAAGAUGUGCUGGGCAUGGCGUCGGUGUUCAGUGAGCAGGCCUGCCCCAGCCUGAAGAUUGAAUAUGCCUUUCGCAUCUAUGAUUUUAACGAGAAUGGCUUCAUUGACGAGGAAGAUCUCCAGAAAAUCGUGCUAAGAUUGCUGAACAGUGACGAUGUGUCGGAGGACCUGCUGAUGGAUGUCACGCACCAUGUCCUGAGCGAGUCAGAUCUGGACAAUGACAACAUGCUGUCCUUCUCCGAGUUCGAACACGCAAUGGCCAAAUCUCCAGAUUUCAUGAAUUCCUUUCGGAUCCAUUUCUGGGGAUGUUGAUAUGGAGGCAGUCUUCCGGUUCAGCAGCCUCAAGGGAGACCCCUGGAACCCACCUGCGCCCAGGCACAGUGAGAGUUGAUUGGAAGUAUGAUUUGUCUGUCGCUCCUUCACCUCUAGAAUACUGUUUACUAAAUAAAAACAAAUGUGUUUUCCUCA
Molecule: messenger RNA, 1958 nt
Organism: Peromyscus leucopus (white-footed mouse)
Lineage: Eukaryota; Metazoa; Chordata; Mammalia; Rodentia; Cricetidae
Gene: Cib4
Product: calcium and integrin binding family member 4
Exons: 7
Coding region: 1245-1802 (185 amino acids)
Molecular function (GO): calcium ion binding
Source: RefSeq, a predicted model, not a curated record